AUGUCUAUCAACGACUACCUCAAUGAAAAGUACGGGUCAAAUAAGCCUAAGAAGUCCAAAUCCAAGAAAACUAGUGAGAAACAUGGCACACUCGAAAUCUUGGAUUCUUUCACCAGCAGCGAUGCGAUCCUGGAAAACGAUCCAAAUAAUACAAAAACGACAAAAGCUGGGAACCAAGGCUCGAAGGAUACGGUCCCAGGCGGUAAAAAGGGUCUGUGGAAAAAUCUCAACACGAAUGAAGUAUCUCAUCGAACAACGAAGUAUUUGGAUACAUCUUCAAAAACUCAGGAUAUUCCGGUAGGAAUCAUCCAAUCGGCAGAAGAGGUGAGACGAAACACGGAAGCAAAAGAAUUGGAAGCCAGAAAAGCUCUAGGAAGUGAUGUUAAUGUCACAGAAACAGUUUACAGAGACAGUCAAGGCCGGAAAAUCAAAGAUUAUCAUGAACGUGUGUCAUCAGAGGUUGAGGCCGAGAAACUGCGACAAGCUCAGUGGGAACUGGAAUUACGAGAACUGAACAUGGGAGAAGUGCAGAAAAAUGGGGUCAUGGCGAAUUCGAAAAAUAACAAUAAAGCUGAUUCCAACGACACGAAAAAUGACGAUCCAUUCAGUGCUUUCGAUCCUGCAGCAGCGUCAAGAACAGCUGCCAAUAACGCCAAUCUCAGAUCGCCAUUAGGCAGAAAACUUUAUGCCAAAGUCAGUGCUGAAAAUAGAUUUCAAAUACAGCCAGGAUGGCGUUGGGACGGAGUGGACAGGUCAAACGGGUUUGAGCGAAAAUGGUUUGCCAAACAGAAUGAAUUGCAUGAGAGAAAAAUACAGAGCUUCACGUUACAGGAAGACGAGUAA
Messenger RNA from Lachancea sp. 'fantastica', 843 nucleotides. Lineage: Eukaryota; Fungi; Ascomycota; Saccharomycetes; Saccharomycetales; Saccharomycetaceae. The record is from the annotation of a GenBank genome assembly.